GUGUAUUUUGUCCUUACUAGGGAACCGUAGGCAUUUGUAUCAUUCUCCACUACGACCUGUGGUUUGUGCUAUCUGACGUGAGAUAAGCACCGGUGGAAAGCUAGCAGUCUGAACUAUGGAGCAGAUACAUGAUAUCCAGGUCGUUCCGUGCACCAACUCCAAUUAUCUGAAACCAUUCAGGGUGCACUAUAACCAGAAUGGGACAAAGAAAUCGUGGGACUUCAUGCGAACUCAUGACAGUGUUUCGGUGCUGAUCUUCAACACCACCUCACACUGCUUCAUCUUGGUCAAGCAGUUCCGCCCAGCCGUGUACAUGUGUGAGUGGGAGAGGACCAAGGAGCCAGCCGUGCAGGCAGCGGCGGGGGAGGAGGAAGGGGCUGCGGCUGCAGCCACUGCUAUCCCGGAGACUCCCAUCGGCGAGACUCCCCAGGAGGAGGCUGUUGCUACGUCUGGGGGCGUCAAGACCCACCAGCCCCCGGGCUCGGCGGGUAUGACCUACGAGCUGUGUGCAGGCCUGGUGGACAAGGCCGACCUGUUGCUGGAGGAGAUUGCCAGGCAGGAGGUGCUGGAGGAGUGUGGCUACGACGUGCCAGUCGCCAAGCUGCGGAGGAUCACCUCGUACAGCUCCGGCGAAGGUGUGACAGGAGCCAAGCAGACCAUGUUCUACGCCGAGGUGUCGGACGAGAACCGCGUGGGCGAGGGCGGAGGCUUGCCUCAGGAGGGGGAGAUGAUCGAAGUGGUCAAAGUGCCCCUCCAUGAGGCCAUGACCUUUGCCUAUGACGAGAGCAUCCCCAAGACCAUGGGCGUCAUCUUCAGCUUCAUCUGGUUCCACAACAACAUGUCGCCCAAGUACAAGAUCUCCACCAACGUGUAACCCACCCAACCCCGUCCUUGCACUCUUGAGCCUGAGGUAGAAGUUGCAGUUAACAACAGAUCUGUGAUCAGAAGACCCUAACCCCAAGCCUAAUCUUUGCUAUUAAGGGUAUGGAGAAAAAUAUCUGACCCUGUGUCAGUGGUUAGAGACAACUUCAAUCUUCUCCCAACACCUUGCCUCUGACCAUUUCCAUAUAAAAUGGCCCCGUGGCAACCAUUUUUGUCUUAUUACUAACCGUGUUCUUUUUUGGGGGUUUGUCAAAUUUUUGAUCUUAAUUACUUUUCCUCUAAAACUUGCCAUAUUCACUUUUUGUUGUUUGUAACCUUUUCCUCACAGAGGUCACGAAGAUGGCGACAUCAGUCUUGUUCAGAGCUGCUCGUCUGUAGUUGAUUUGAUCACGUUCCAGGAAUGCGAAAAUGUUGUUUCUUAUUCAGUGCCAGAGUUUAUCACAUAUGACGGUCGUUGCUGAGUCUGUUAAAUUGCCACAGCUGUUCCAGGCACGCCUUGCUUACUUUCUCUAUGAUCUACACAGCCUCAAAGCCAGUGUUUCCCAUUCUUGUGUCUUGGGGGGGGUGUAAUUGCUGGGCUAGAAAAAAAAUAUGGGUCCCCUCACGUCCAGGACUGGGAGACACUUCUCUAAGCAAUAGUUUGAUAGUUGGUUGUUUGAUCAUGUCUAGAAACAAAUCAACAUUUCAGUUUGCUUAGGCAUUUAGAUAUGUUGUAAGCAUUGCAUUGAAUCCAGGGCUGUCACUACAGUAGUGCGUGCUCUGAGGUCACAAGAUAUUGUACUUUUGAUAGAGGCUUCUUUUAACUACCACAGGAAUAUCACCUACCUCUACACUGAUAAGCUUUAUUUCAGUUACUAAUGUCACAAUACCAGUACCACAACACUCCGUAUCACAAUACUCAGAGGCAUUGUAAAAUCGUGAUACCACAAUACUCAUCACGAUAAUGCGAUAAUUCUGAGUAUCGUGAUACUGCGCAUUGUGAUAACACUAGUAAACACCAUAUGAUUAAUUGUGAUAUUGUGAGAACCUUCUGGUGGACAAUUGCUCUCACACUUAUACAUGUGUGUUAACAGGAAGGCUUCACCGAUACUGGCUGAGAACAACAGCGUUUUUAUAUGUCUCAGACAGUGUUUUAUUUUUUCCUAAUGAAGGAAAGUGAUGUCGAGCCCCUAUGAGCCUCCGUAGAAUGGAGCAGGGUCAAUGGGAGUUUUGUUUUGGGAAAUUGAAAACCUAGCUUGUAAUUUUAGCAUGCUACUUAACCCAGCUAUCUGGGAUAGCACCUUGAGCCCAUAGUGCUGUUUUGUGAUCCCUUUUUGUUUUUUAACCUGACGCAGGGGGAGAGUUUGGUUGAUAUCUUCUGUGUGGGGCUCGAAGGAAAAUGGUUGCUCUUUUUAACUUGGGCCAUGUCUCUCAGCUUCACAACAGUUUAAUCCUCCCUUUCCCCCAUGGCUGUUUUGGCCAGACCACUUCAAGACACCCAGAUUUCCACAGAAAUCAACAGCAGCAGCUAUUCAAGUCUAUAGUGGUUUGAAACUAGGGUUGCAAAACAUUCCCAGGUUUUUCAGUAAACCCGGAUGGAGGAUUCCAUCCUCAAUUAUUCCUUCCAGUUUUACUAGAAUUCUUUCAAGCGGCAUUUCUGAAAAAUUUAGGAAAUUGGGGAAAGGUUCCGGAAUUGUGCAAGAAAGAGCUUAAGACGACAAUCACAAAAUCACUUGCUUAACAUCUUAGGUCGAACCGUUUUCCCCCUCUCGAUGAGGUGACAUUCAGGGAUCCCCAUUCUGCACCUUUUAGCCAUAGGCUUUUUAACCCUUGGGUAUUGUGCUGAUGACAUAUGUCGUAACAUUUCUAUGUAGUUUGCCAAUAUCACAAACUGUCAAUGUCCUAAAUGGUUAA
Molecule: messenger RNA, 2775 nt
Organism: Oncorhynchus mykiss (rainbow trout)
Lineage: Eukaryota; Metazoa; Chordata; Actinopteri; Salmoniformes; Salmonidae
Product: uridine diphosphate glucose pyrophosphatase NUDT14
Biological process (GO): ribose phosphate metabolic process; nucleoside phosphate metabolic process
Molecular function (GO): UDP-sugar diphosphatase activity; metal ion binding
Source: RefSeq, a predicted model, not a curated record